AUGACGCUGUUUCGAACGGCUCAGACUCUGGCCAGCAUUGGCAAGUUCACGGCAGCUGAGGAAGAGAGGGGCCUGGAGGACGUCAGGAUGGGCACACUGCUCCUGGCCCUCGCACUCAGCCUGGGCUGCAUCAAAGGGACCCAAAUGGCAGACCAGGAUUCCAAUCAUAACUCCAUUUACUUGACAUCCAACAACGCAAAAAUGAUCAGCGAGAACGGACCACUACGAAUUUACCUGCGGCGGGUCGACUCCUUGUACAACGGCGAUCUCAACGUCACCUUCUACAUCAAGUGGACGUCCUUUGUGGUGGGACCCCCAGGGGGUGACUGGGGAAAUAACUACUUCAUGGUGAACAUGAAUCAGGUAGGAUUGGUGACUAUUUUCUUCAUCAACGUGAGUGAAGAUGGACGCGUGACAUCCGUGCUGCUGGCUGUAGGUGAAGGCAGCACCCCAGAUCUGACCCCAACCCUCUACUCCUCUUACAAAGAAAGGGUGCGUAAGCUGCGCUUGCCACUCAAAAACAUCAUCAAAGUCACGGAGACGGACACCUGUCCCCACAAGACUUAG
Ochotona princeps (American pika) is the source of this 567-nucleotide messenger RNA. Its product is annotated as lipocalin Cav p 2.0101-like. Bases 1 to 567 code for a protein of 188 amino acids. The record is from RefSeq and is a predicted model, not a curated record. Lineage: Eukaryota; Metazoa; Chordata; Mammalia; Lagomorpha; Ochotonidae. The transcript is spliced from 7 exons.